AACCGAGCAGCGGAUGAUAUCAGCGGCGGGGAGACACUGCAGCAGCCCCGUCCUCAUGUUGACUCGCCUCAAAGGAUGUUGUCAUUACCUCCGAGCUGAAGGGUCGGCGUUCGGGGCUCCGGUUUGUUUGACGCUCAGUCAGUGGCAGAAUGAUCGAGGAAGGCAGCAAACGAGGCAAGGCCAUGGUGGAGAAGAGGCAGCUCUUCAUGGAGAUGAGAGCCCAAAACUUCGAUGUAAUCAGACUGUCGACGUACAGGACGGCCUGCAAGCUUCGCUUUGUGCAAAAGAGAUGCAACCUUCAUCUGGUGGACGUAUGGAACAUGAUCGAAGCCUUCCGUGACAACGGGCUCAACACGCUGGACCACAACGCGGAGAUCAAUGUGUCCCGGCUGGAGACUAUUCUGUCUUCCAUCUACUACCAGCUCAACAAGCGGCUGCCCACCACCCACCAGAUCAAUGUGGAGCAGUCCAUCGGCCUGCUGCUCAACUUCAUGGUGGCCACCUACGACAGUGAAAGUCAUGGGAAGCUGACCGUUUUCUCAAUGAAAGCCAUGCUGGCGACGAUGUGUGGAGGGAAAAUAGUGGACAAACUACGCUAUAUUUUCUCACAGAUCUCCGACUCGAGUGGAGUCAUGGUGUUCGCCAAGUUCGACCAGUUUCUUCGAGAGGUGCUGAAACUGCCCACGGCUGUGUUCGAGGGCCCCUCCUUCGGCUACACGGAGCACUCGGUGCGGACGUGCUUCCCCCAGCAGAAGAAGAUCAUGCUGAACACAUUUUUGGAUGUGUUGAUGGCAGAUCCUCCCCCACAAUGUCUUGUGUGGCUACCACUCAUGCACCGACUUGCUAAUGUUGAAAAUGUCUUCCAUCCGGUGGAAUGUUCUUAUUGCCGGAGCGAGAGCAUGAUGGGUUUCCGGUACCGGUGCCAACAGUGCCACGGCUACCAGCUCUGUCAGAGCUGCUUCUGGCGCGGCCACGCCAACGGCCCCCACAGCAAUCAGCACCAAAUGAAGGAGCACUCCUCAUGGAAGUCUCCGGCCAAGAAGCUGAGCCACGCCAUCAGUAAAUCUCUGGGCUGCGUCCCCAUCGGCGAGCCGCCGCAUCCCGUGUUCCCCGAGCAGGCCGAGCGACCGCAGGAGCUCACCCACACCGUUCAGCCGAAACCAGCGGCCAACAACAUGAACGACACAAUGCUCAUGUCCUCUGGGGCACCUACUCCUACUAAAAGUGUCUUGGAGAGCCCCAGCCGGUUAGAUGAAGAGCACCGCCUCAUCGCUCGGUACGCCGCCCGCCUGGCGGCCGAGGCGGGCAACUCCACACAACAAUGUCCUCCAACAGAUCUGAGUUUCAACUUUGAUGCUAAUAAGCAGCAGAGGCAGCUCAUCGCAGAGCUGGAGAACAAAAACAGGGAGAUCUUGCAGGAGAUCCAGCGGCUGCGUCUGGAGCACGAACAGGCGUCUCAGCCCACCCCGGAAAAAGCCCAGCAGAACCCCACGCUCCUGACCGAACUGCGGCUCCUCAGACACAGGAAGGACGAGCUGGAGAGGCGCAUGUCGGCCUUGCAGGAGAGCAGACGGGAGCUGAUGGUGCAGCUGGAGGGACUUAUGAGGCUGCUAAAGGAUGAGGAACAGAAGCAGGCUUCCCAGUCUGGCGGCUCUCCUCACUCUUCUCCAAGUCACGGUGCCGGCUGCUCCAUGCCCAUGCCCAUACGCUCCACCUCUGCCGGGUCCACCCCGACUCACACGCCGCAGGACUGCCUGGCGGGGGUGGGAGGGGACGUGCUGGAGGCCUUCGCUCAGGGUGUACCUAGAAAUCUUCGGAAUGACCUUUUAGUUGCUGCUGACUCAAUCACAAACACCAUGUCAUCUCUGGUGAAAGAGCUGCACUCAGUAGAUGACGGGGCAGACGAAGAAGAGACCAACAUGAGGAACGGAGGAGACAGAGGCACAGUGAGAGUAUUGAAGCACUGAGGGAACGAGAGCGCCAUCCUAUCCUGUAAGGACAUACAGUCAUCAACUGGGAAGAAUCAGUAAACAACAACAACAACAACAACAACAACAACAACAACAAGAGCCCC
Salarias fasciatus (jewelled blenny) is the source of this 2074-nucleotide messenger RNA. It is a transcript of the gene dtnbb, whose product is annotated as dystrobrevin, beta b. The coding region runs from base 150 to 1967 and encodes 605 amino acids. The transcript is spliced from 20 exons. The record is from RefSeq and is a predicted model, not a curated record. Gene Ontology annotation, cellular component: plasma membrane; synapse. Gene Ontology annotation, biological process: synaptic signaling. Gene Ontology annotation, molecular function: zinc ion binding. Lineage: Eukaryota; Metazoa; Chordata; Actinopteri; Blenniiformes; Blenniidae.